This is a messenger RNA of Lathyrus oleraceus (garden pea), 1701 nucleotides long. RefSeq lists its product as uncharacterized. Gene Ontology annotation, molecular function: aspartic-type endopeptidase activity. Lineage: Eukaryota; Viridiplantae; Streptophyta; Magnoliopsida; Fabales; Fabaceae. Bases 1 to 1701 code for a protein of 566 amino acids. Gene Ontology annotation, biological process: proteolysis. The transcript has a single exon. The record is from RefSeq and is a predicted model, not a curated record.
AUGCCUCGCGGCGAUCCUCCUGAAGUAACACCAGAAGAUGUGUUAGCUCAGAUGAAAGAAAUGCAACUGGCUUUUGAACGGCAAUAUACAGUAAUGGCAACCGAAAUUGCAACUCUCCGAGAGCAAGUCGUUAACCACAAACCUUCAGGUAGUGGUUCUGCCCCUCCCACUCCUGCUCCCAAAGCGGCCAAGGUACGAUUGUCUCCGUUUGAUGGUUCCAACCCCCUUGAGUGGAUAUUUCAAGCAGAACAAUAUUUCGACCUCACGAACACGCCAAACAGUCAAAGGCUCGCCUUGGUUCCGUUCUUCAUGCAGGGCUCAGCUCUUGGGUGGUUCAAAUGGCUUCACUCCACUCAACAACUCUCGACGUGGUCGGCUUUCACUCGCGCGUUGGAGUUAUGUUUUGGCCCUUCCUCUUAUGUUAAUCAUCAAGCAGCAUUGUUUAAGCUCCGUCAAGUCGGCACAGUGAUGGAGUACCAACUACAAUUUGAGACGAUUUCCAAUCGGGUGUUGGGUCUUUCAACUGAAUCUUUGCUUAAUUGUUUCAUUUCAGGGUUACGUGGCGACAUUCAACGUGAGCUUGCAAUUUUGCAACCUCACUCCAUUACUCAAGCAAUUGGGUUGGCGAAGUUGGUUGAGGCGAAAAUUCUAGAUUCCAAACCUUCUUAUGCAAGACCGCCACGAAGUGCAAGCUCUCCCUCGUUGCUUGGACCUGCAGGAAACCCUCCGCCGUCUUCUAUACCUAUUCGCCGGUUAUCCCCUACUGAAAUGCAAGAGCGGCGUAGCAGAGGGCUUUGUUUUAACUGCGAUGACAAGUUCAACCCUGGUCACCGUUGUCACAAAAAGCAAUUUCUCCUGCUUUUGGCAGAGGAGGAGCCACCUCCAGAGCCAUCAACUCUGCUGCAGUUAGACUCUGCGUUGCUCGAUCAGCAGGUUGAACCUGUUGCUAUACCGAUGGUGGAGGAACUGAAUCAGAGUGCUGAACACUUUCAGCUUUCCCAGGCGGCGCUAUUAGGUCCACCUUCUCCAAAAACUCUGUGUGUGAAUGGUCACAUUAAGGAGUUGGGGGUUACAAUUCUAAUUGAUUCCGGAAGCUCUCACAACAUUAUGCAACCCAAGAUUGCUGAGUUUCUGGGCAUUCCAGUUGUGGCACACACUCCCUUUUCGGUGAUUGUGGGUAAUGGAGAUUCCAUUCAAUGUAAUGGGUGUUGUCAAGACGUGCAGGUGAGAAUUGCUGAACAAGAUUUCCACAUCUCAUUCUUUAUAUUGCCUAUUCAUGGAGCAGACCUUGUCUUAGGAGUUCAAUGGUUACAAACUUUGGGUUCUUUUCUGUCUGACUAUUCGAUUCCGUCCAUCCAAUUUACCUAUAACAACAAACCGAUCACCCUCACCGGCUCUACUUCCAUGACCCCGACUGCGGCAUCUUACGCUCAGUUUUGUAGGUUUAUGUUCACCCAAGCCAUUGACUCUAUCCAUUCACUUCACCUUACUUCCUUUGAUAAACCUGAUUCCAACACCACAACCAAAACAAAGCACCUAGUCAACAGUAACAUUGACCCUGCCAUUAAAGACUUACUUCACCAGUAUGCCACCAUCUUUGACACCCCUCAAGGCCUUCCCCCAGAUAGACACCAAAACCAUCAUAUACAUCUAAACCCAAACACUCACCCUGUCAAUAUAAAACCGUAUCGUUACCCGUAA